CGUCGCAAAUCAUCACUGCAAAAGGAUCUCAUCAGUCAAGUUGUGGUUUUUGUGGUGUCAAAUUUAAGCUCUGCUAAAAUCAAUGGCUGAUGAUCUCAAGAGACAUGUAAUGAAGGUUUUCGAGGAUGCGACCAAAGACUGUGUGGAUAGAGAAGUGAAAGAACUAUUUGGCAUGAUUCGGGACUACGAUUCCCUCAAAUCGAAAUGCGAUUAUCAUGUUCAAUUCCAUGGCAAAUCACGGCAUGGUUCACCAAGCCAGAGAGCUCUUUAAGCCUGUCACUGAGCCGGCCACACAGCCGGAAGUGGUGUACGUAUUCACAUUGUUAUUUUGUGGCCGUAUUCACAUUUGUUAUUUUGCUGUACGCCCAUGCCGGCAAGACCAAGGCUGCUCUCAAGGUCUACCACCACAUGUUAUCCACUGGUGCCACUCCCACCGCCUACACUUACACUGUACUCAUCACCGCAUAUGGAAGAGACUCUUCGGGUUUCAAUUUUGUUGGAUAUGCUAAGAAAUUCUUUUUGGAAAUGUUGGAUAAGGGGAUGAAACCCCUCUCUGCAACCUACAUGAUUGUGUUGGACCUCGUUGCCUACAGAGAACCGGUGGACAAGGCCAAGGAGUUCCUUCAGCAGAUAGAAGCUAAGGGUUGGUUAAGCCCCGGCUCCAAUGCUUAUCAAUUCAAAGAAUGUCACCUCACAGACGCAAUGCAGGUAAUCAAGAUGUAUGCUGAUCUUGUCAACAACAUCGCGGAUGAGGAUGUGCAAACAUUCUUCCGCAAGUCGCGCACCUGCCCAGGUGGUGUCAACAAACGGUUGAGGAAGAUGCAGAAGGCUUUGAAAGAGGAUGGAAAUGUAGACGAGAGCAUAGAGAUUUUUAGCACCAUUCUUCAGACGGGCAUGGAGCCCAUGGUCCUACUCCACACCUCCGUUAUUGAAGCCUACUUAAAGUUUGGCAAGACCAAGGGUGCUCUGGAGGCGUACUGGGGCAUGUUAGCUGCUGGGGUGGCCCCCAACUCCUACACUUACACUGUUUUAAUCAAGGGACUUACUUCUGACCCCAACUUUUUUGGAGAUGCCAAGAAGUGCUUGCUAGAGAUGAUGGACAAGGGAAAGCGGCCCAAUGCUGCUACCUACACUGCAGUGAUAGAGGGCUUUGCAAAGCAGGGGGGCAAGGCAGCCGAGGAGGAGGGAAAAGAGUUUGUGGCGGUAAUGAGGGAUAAGGGGUUCGUGCCUAAUGCAAAGGCAAUGAGGGAUGUUUUAAAGGGCAGACCAACACCCAUUAUUAGAAGAGUCAUGAGUAUUGUCCUUUCCACAUUGAAGCAGUGAUGUCCUGCUUGACUGCUUCAUAGAUGUUACACCAGCAGAUUUAGGAUUAGGAGGUUUCAGAUGUGGGGAAACUCAUGUGUGAUUGGGUUUCAAUAUUGGUGGACUUGGUACUGUUUUCUAUGAUAUUGAAAUAGCUGUAGUUUCUGUUUUUUUUUCUUUCCGGUGUUCUGCACUCGAAUUCUAUUCUUAGUCACAUGAAAUUAUCUGCUUUUGACAGGUUGGGCAUGAAGAAAUGCUU
Molecule: messenger RNA, 1561 nt
Organism: Rosa chinensis
Lineage: Eukaryota; Viridiplantae; Streptophyta; Magnoliopsida; Rosales; Rosaceae
Product: pentatricopeptide repeat-containing protein At2g18940, chloroplastic
Exons: 2
Coding region: 205-1323 (372 amino acids)
Molecular function (GO): protein binding
Source: RefSeq, a predicted model, not a curated record